This is a messenger RNA of Thrips palmi, 998 nucleotides long. RefSeq lists its product as uncharacterized. The transcript is spliced from 4 exons. The record is from RefSeq and is a predicted model, not a curated record. NCBI's taxonomy places the organism in Eukaryota, Metazoa, Arthropoda, Insecta, Thysanoptera, Thripidae. Bases 1 to 738 code for a protein of 245 amino acids.
AUGCGCUGGUUCUUCGUGGUCCACGCCGCCUGCACCGAGGUCACGUUCGUGUACACGCUGAGCGUCGUGCCGCCCAGCUGGGCCGAGCGCGCCGUCGGCACCCCGCUGGAGACCGAGGUGUGGACGCUGCGCUGGGGCUGCCUCGCGCUGCAGGGCUACGGGCUGCUGGCCGGGCUGGCGGCCAUCUACACCUUCAUCCCCCUCGUCCUGCAGGUCACCAUGUCGUCCGCUGACCUCCUGGACGCCCUGGCCCGCCGCCUGGAGUUGUCCAAGUGCGAGCCCAAGGACGCCGCCAUGCUGAGCAGGCUGCACCAAGCGUGUCUGCUGGCGGACGCCACCGUGUCCGACAUCACGUUCCCCGUCGUGUUCGCCAGCCUGCUCAUGCCGCUCAUCAGCAUCGCCCAGGCGCUGAGCGGCACGGUGGACAACAUGGACGCCCUGGGCACGGCGCCGCUCUUCAUGACCAUCACGGUGCCGCUGUACCUGGUGGGCGACAUGCUGGAGCGCGCGCGGCACGGCGUGGCGCAGUCCUCCGCCAAGGGCCCCUGGCUGGACGAGCCGCCCCGGGUGCGCCUCCUCCGCUGCGCCAUCAUGCUGGGCGCCGGCGGCAGGGGCGCCCUUCUCAGGUGCGGCGGGCUCGGACUGCUGAACCGAAAGGGCCUGGUGCACGUGAUGCGGUCCUGGGGCGGCUUCCUGCAAGCCAUGGCCAACCUCCGCAGGGCGAACAAGCAGGUCUAAACCGGGGUCUACUCGCAAAUGUGUUUCAGUACCUGAUGUUUAAAAUGGCAAUUUAAAAAAAAAGGUUACGCAUGAGUUGGCUUGUAAUAAAAGGAAAACUGUGUGGAAACAGUUUUACAUACUUUUGUCUUUGUUAUACUGAUGUUCGUAAUGUAUUUUCUUUGUGAACUCAUCUAGUAUUAUCUAUAGUUUGUAAGGAUUUAGGUAUAGUGAAAUCAAAGCCUCUACAAAUUCAAUAAUAAAUUUAAUUUUUUAAAUUA